Molecule: messenger RNA, 1545 nt
Organism: Aspergillus calidoustus
Lineage: Eukaryota; Fungi; Ascomycota; Eurotiomycetes; Eurotiales; Aspergillaceae
Source: the annotation of a GenBank genome assembly
AUGAGGUCUUCCAUGAUAGCCAAGUUCGCUCACCAGGGCGCCCUCCUCAGCCCAAUAAUGUCCUGGUUCGCUCUCGCGCAGGCCGCUGCUCCGGGAAACCCGAGUUUAUGCUGCGCAGCUCUCAAGGCCAGCGAUGUCAGCGAAAGAACCGCGUUUCCCGACUCCGUCGCGUAUGACGAGUUUCUCAAUUCAUACUUUGCAGCAAACGCCCAACUGCAUCCCACCUGCAUUGUGCAGCCGCUCACAGCGCAGGAUGUCUCCAUUACAAUCCAGAGCUUGACCUCCUCGACAGCGGAGCUCGGACCCUGCCUGUUCGCUGUCCGCAGCGGCGGCCAUACCGCCUCGCUGGGCUCGUCCAACAUCGAGUCCAGGGUUACGAUCGAUCUGUCCUUUUUAAACCAGACCGUCUAUGACCCCACCACGGGCCUGGCUUCGAUCCAACCAGGGGCGCGCUGGGAUGCAGUGUACGAGACCCUCCUCCGGGAUAACGUCAUGAUGCCUGGGGGCCGCUCGUCUUCCGUCGGGGUUGGCGGUUUCCUGACAGGCGGCGGGGACUCGUUCUUCGCUGCCCGAGUUGGCCUGAGCUGCGACAAUGUCGUCGGGUACGAGGUGGUCCUAGCAGACGGAUCCAUCAAGACCGUGUCUUCAAAGCCGCAUCAAAGCCCAGACCUUUUCAAGGCGCUCAAGGGCGGGUCGAGUAACCUCGGCAUCGUAACCCUGUUCACCAUGACUGUUUUUCCCGCGGAGGACGUAUGGGGUGGCGCCGUCGUCUACGACACCUCGGUAGCGCCCCAGUACAUUGCUGCCGCGACACGGUUCACCGAGAGCGUCAUCCCAACGGACCCCAAUGCCGCGUGGGUGGGGUUCUUCAGCUAUAAUUCCACGACGCAGCGCGAGGCGAUCUUUUCUUCGCUCGCCUAUACGAGGCCAGUGCCGUGGCCUGCGGCGUUUGAUGGAUUCUUCCGCAUCCCCAACAUCACGCAUACGCUGCGCCGAACAACGAUCCUCGCGAUGACACGGGAGAAUAAUUUCUCGCCCCAAUUCCGCCAUGUCGUCCAAACAGGCACGUACCUCAACCGCGCCGAAAUCCUCAGCAAUGUGCUCGCAAUCCAGUCCGAGCGAAUCAGACUCGCCGCCGUCUCCCACCCACAAAGCACGAGCUAUGUCCUUCAGGCAAUUGUCCAGCCCUGGGUCCCGCGCUUCUGGGCGGACAGCGAGUCGCGCGGCGGGAAUAUACUUGGGCUAGAACGGUACAACAAGGCAAUGCUUAACAUCGCAUGGGAUUACAGCUGGGACAGCUCCGCGGAUGAUAGCUUCUUCUACGAGCUUUCCCAAUCCUCGCGAGAAAUGCUAGACAUCUAUGCGAAAUCAACGGGCAGUUUUAGAGAAUAUAUCUAUCUAAACUAUGCGGAUCGCACGCAGAAUCCACUCGCUGGGUACGGGGAGGAUAAUGUGGAGUUCCUGCGCGGUGUCGCGACCAAGUAUGACCCGCAUGGUGUUUUCCAGCACUUGGUUCCUGGGGGGUUUAAGAUUUCGAGGGCGUGA